Messenger RNA from Protopterus annectens (West African lungfish), 2945 nucleotides. Its product is annotated as protein bicaudal D homolog 2-like. Lineage: Eukaryota; Metazoa; Chordata; Ceratodontiformes; Protopteridae. Gene Ontology annotation, molecular function: dynactin binding; dynein complex binding; cytoskeletal adaptor activity. Gene Ontology annotation, cellular component: Golgi apparatus; cytosol. Gene Ontology annotation, biological process: protein localization to organelle; regulation of microtubule cytoskeleton organization; microtubule anchoring at microtubule organizing center. The record is from RefSeq and is a predicted model, not a curated record.
GGCAGAGCAACUAUCCUAACUUAGAAACGAACUGCUACCCCAUGCGCGCUUAUGAAAAGCAACUUGGUAUCUGCAGUAAAUGAACAGUUUCUUUGGCAUUUAAAUUUUUUCAUUGGAGGGAUUGUACGUACAGCAAUGGCUUAUGAAGAAAACAUACCCUCUUUGAGGGUAGAGGUGGAACGUCUAAGAGCUGAGCUGCAGGAGGCCAAUGACGAAAAGGUGCAGGCUGCUCAAUAUGGCCUAGCAGUACUAGAGGAAAAUUCAGCUGUGAAACAAAGGUUUGCAGAACUAGAAGCUGAACAUGAGACGCUGAAGCAUGAACUUGAGCAAAUUAAGGAAGAAUGUGAGCUUAUUGAAAACGAGAAGGCUCAACUUCGUGAAGACCUUAAACAAAGUAAAGUUAGAGAGAUGAGACAACUGCAAGACUUUGCUGAGUUAGAGGAAGAGAAUAUAACUUUGCAGAAGCAAGUAUCAAGCUUGAAAGAAAGCCAGGUUGAGUUUGAGGGAGUAAAACAUGAACUUAAACAGAGAGACGAAGAAAUUGAAAUUCUGAAUGGAGAGCUGGAGGAAAUAAAGAGACUGAGAGACCUCGCAGAACAUCAACUGGAGGAGGCACUGGAGAGCCUGAAGAGUGAAAAGGAGCAGAAAAACAAUAUUCGUAAAGAACUCUCUUACUACACCAGUACUUACGAUUCCAUUGGGAACUUGCAGGGGAAUCUGGAGGAGCUCAGUCCAUGUGAAGAGAGUGUUGAGAAUCUGGAUGAGACAGACAGUGGAUACAGCCAUGGUGGAUUUGGUAAAUUAAAAGGAGAAAUUAGGAUGUCAACUCCUCGGAAUAGUGACAUUUAUCAUCCUGGUCCCAGCCUGGUAGCAGACCUGUUUAGCGAACUUAGUUUAUCUGAAAUACAAAAGCUCAAACAACAACUUAUGCAGGUUGAGCGUGAAAAGACUUCCCUCUUGAAUAAAGUGCAAGAAUUGCAACGACAGCUGGAUAGUGCCAUGGAAACUGUAUUAUCUCAGCAAGAUAAAAUGAACAAACUGUCUGAGGAACUACAGACUGUAAAACUCAAGGAUUGUAAAGAGGUGGAUUUUUUAGAGGUGACUGCUAAUGAAAUGCAGUUUUUAGAUUCCAAGUAUAGAUCUGGUAGUGCUGAAGGUGUUCAUUUAAAAAAUGAAGGCAAGGAAGCAAGCAUUACAUGUACUGAACAUGAAGUUUGCCAGCAAGAGCAAAGAAGGUGGGAAAGAGAGGCCAAAGAACUGCUGGAAAAAGUUAACCAGUGUAUGCGAUCUUCCAGAUCUGAUCAGGAGACUAUUGCUAAACUUGAGAAAGAACUAAGGGCUGUAAAAAGAGCAUAUACUAAUUCGCAGGGGAGUUUGAGCAUGGCACAAGACCAUCUUGUUUCUUUAAGUGAGGAACUGGCCACAUUAUAUCAUCAUAUUUGUAUGUGUAACAAUCUCACACCUAAUCUUGUGAUGCUAGAUUAUUACAAAGAAGGACGAGGAUUUAGGGGACAGUUAAGAAAACGGAAGUCCUCUGAUCUGUUUGGGAAACUUCUAUUUAGUUCUGAACAUAGUGUUUUAGAAAAUAGUAGUGGUGACCUUUCACCUCUAAGCUGCCCAUCUUCUCCAGGAUCUGAUUAUGGGGACAGUAACAAAGAACCAAUGAAUAUUAGUAAUCUUACAGCUGUCAUUCGAGAUCAAAUAAAACAUUUACAAGAAGCAGUAGAGCUUUCAAGACAGUGUGGUAUGACUCCAGGAAGAGCAGUGGAUAUGGAGCAGGACAAAGAAGCUCUUUUAGAGGAACUAAUGAAAUUAAAAUCCUUGCUAAGCACCAAGAAAGAGCAAAUUGCAACACUGAGAACUGUUUUAAAGGCAAAUAAACAGACUGCUGAAGUUGCACUGUCAAACCUAAAGAGCAAGUAUGAUAAUGAAAAGGCCUUAGUAACUGAAACAAUGGUGAAGCUUAGAAAUGAACUGAAAGCACUGAAGGAGGAUGCUGCUGCUUUUUCAUCUUUGCGGGCUGUAUUUGCUAGUAGAUGUGAUCAGUAUGUCUCUGAACUAGAAGAGAUGCAGCGCCAACUUGCAGCAGCUGAAGAUGAGAAGCGGACAUUGAAUUCCUUACUUAGGAUGGCUAUUCAACAGAAACUGGCUUUGACUCAUCGUCUAGAGAGCUUAGAAUCACAUCCUGAGUCACCUAGAACUAAUCGUGCUAAGCCAUCACCAAACAGGACUAGAACGCCUAAAACAAGCCCGAGGUGAAAAAUUUGUGGAAAAUACAACAGAAAUUUAAUUUCUUCAAGAGCAUAACCGUGGUACCAGAAUCUGAGUGGAAGAUAACUUGUGUAACCUCAUUUGCAGCCCUUGGAGCAAAUUCACUAAUGCUGAAUGUCAAAGUUGCACUGGACUUUUAUAGUUUGGAUCACCAAAAAUGAAGCAGGUUUCAACACAAGGCACAACACUGUGUGGAGUUAGUGUUCUUACGAUAAACAUUUUCAUUAAAAAGUUUUAAUUUUAAGACUUAAUUUUAUAGUCUAAUCGCACUGUAUGACGAACCAGUAUUAUUGUAAAGAUGUAAGAGAAUGUAAAAAAAUGUACGUUUGAUUUUUGCGAGUGCAAAUCUUUGCCAAGUGGUCAGCAGCAAGCUGCUAAACCUGAAAAUGUACACUUUUAUGUAUAUAGGUCACCAGCUGGCUUCUGGGGAUCUAAUUCUGGUUUUGUAAAAGUGUUAAGGGUGGGGUUUUGUAUAUAUUUAUGACUGAAGCCAUUACUGUUGAUGUGCAGCAGCUCUCGCAUCUUCGGUUUAUAAAGGACUGAGCUGCAGAUCUGAGUGGGCUGGACAACCUCAGGGGGUGGGGGCAGAAGGUGACAGUGUUGUGUAGCAAGAAAAAAUAUAUUUUUAUGUGUUCUGUCACUGCUUAUUAAAGGAAAAUACUGGUGUGCAAUCA